UUGAGUAAUUAAGAAAUGACAUGUAUUUUCUGUUUAAUUUUGUAUUCUGCAGGGAGUCAUGACACUAUGACCUACUGCUUGGAUGAGAACUCUGCUGUUAGUGGCAAUGAAUCCAAGCUGGUGAAGUUUUUAAAUAAAUGUAUGCCCUGCAUUGUACGCCCUAUUAUUAUGAAGUGGUCCAUAACACAGGUGCUAACUGUGACGGAGCAACUUGAGGCCGGAGUUAGAUAUUUGGAUUUUAGGAUUGCCCACAAGGCUAGCGAUCCAUCUGUGAAUCUGUACUUCGUGCAUAUGGUAUACACAACAGUUACUGUACAGGAUAUUCUGUGGGAAGUGUUAAAGUGGUUGGAAACUCAUCCUCAGGAAGUUGUUAUCUUGGCCUGCAGGAAUUUUGAUGGACUAACCAAGAAACUUCACUGUCAUCUUAUUACCUGUAUAAAACAGAUUUUCCAGUGUAAACUGUGUCCAAGAAAUGUGGUUCCGACUCUGCGGACCAUGUGGCAGCAUGGCUACCAGGUUAUAGUCUCGUAUGAAGAAGAUCUGGAAGUGCUGAAGGACUGUGAGCUGUGGCCUGCAAUCCCAUACUGGUGGGGAAACAAAACUACCACUCGUGCUCUCAUCCAGUUUCUAGAACUCAUGAAGCGGAUGGGCCGUCCAGAAACAUUCUUCGUUGCGGGGAUUAACCUUACUGAAAAUUUAAGAUAUAUUCUUGUACACCCAUUUGGAUCACUGAAGACAAUGACACUCCGGAGUCUUCCAUGCUUGAAAAUGUGGGUGAGGAAGCAGUGUCCAGGACCACAAAAAGAAUGUAUUAACAUCAUUGCUGGAGACUUCAUAGGAAAUGACGAUUUUGUCAGAGAUGUGAUAGAACUUAACACAAAAAUUAAUCCUCAGUUAUACUGUCCCAGCAAAGGGUCUGGAACAAACAGCAUUUCAUUUUCAGCUUUUUAAAAAAUCUUUGAAAAGCUGAAAAAACUUUGUGUGCAUUUAAUAUUUCCUGGUUUAAACAUCCCAGAUUACACAAAGAUCUGGUUAACUUAAACCAGGGAUUUUUAAAAGCUCAUUAAGAAACACUCUCUCAACAUCAUCAGGCUUUCAAAGUCUUUUCUUGAAAAAGGAGAGCAGGAAGGUCUUGUUGAAGUCAUUAUAGAAAUGUGGGAUAGGCAUAAUUUACUUGGGAGGUGCUUAGAUCUUGUAGCAGCUGACAAUAUUGAGUCUCAAGAACUAUUUAAUAUAUGAGCAAGAAGUAGAAAAGUCACUAGCUGCACAAAUAAUUUUGUGAUUUUAUUUUCUUUCUGCAUAUCCUUGCAACCCCAAUUCUCAGUAUUUUAUCAGUGUGAAACUAACUUGCCUGUUUUCAUGGUUUGUACUGAAUACACAAUGUGAGCAAUUGAAAAAUAUUUUUUAUCUAUCAAA
Messenger RNA from Meleagris gallopavo (turkey), 1416 nucleotides. The record is from RefSeq and is a predicted model, not a curated record. Lineage: Eukaryota; Metazoa; Chordata; Aves; Galliformes; Phasianidae.